GCUGGAAGUUCCCAAGCUGGCUUGCUUGUUGUAGGCGCUACCACCACCACCACCCACCCACCCACUUGUUGGAUUCUCAUUUUUUUUUUCUUGAUCAGCAAUCAGCAAUAUCACUCCAUUUCUUUUCACAUCAGCUGAAUCCAGUCAGAAAGCCCUGGCUGUGUGGCCGGAAGGGUUUCUGAUAAAUCGCCACAUCGAUCGAUCGAGCUGCAUACACAUAACUCCAGCAACCCAACCAGUCCUGCUCGAACAGUGAUUUUUUAUCAAGCAAUCGACCCUCAGGGAACUGCUCAGUCAGGUGGUCUCUAUUGCCACCACCCUCCCCGUCUUCAAUAAAAUAAAUAAAUCUUUAAAUGGUCCUUGAAGAAAAACGACUUGAUCCGUUUGCCAACCUGCUACCAUGACCAACUCCAACAGCAGCUCAUCCACACAACCUCGUACCUACUACACCCUCCUGGGCAUCGAUCAGGAUGCAAACCCCAAGGAGAUCGAGAAGGCUUACAAGCGUCAGGCUCUCAUCCACCAUCCUGAUCGAAACCCCAAUGACUCUCAAUCUCAAUCGACCAACAUGUUUCAGAAACUGGCUGAGGCUUACGAAGUCUUAAGAGAUCCAAUCAAGCGGAGGAAGUAUGACCUGAAAGUGGCCAACACCAUUGCACUUCAUUCAGACCCCGCAACCGCUCAUUCUCGGCCUUCUCCCGGAAACGCCUUUCCCAACCGUCCGGCCAGCCAGCAGUCUAGUCGUCCGACCAACCAGCCCAAGCGAUCCUCUACCUUCGACCUCUUUGCUUAUCCGGGAGAAGUGCCCAGAUACGUCCCCUCCCCCAGUCGACGUCCUGCAUCCACCGCGCCGGCCUUCCGUCCUCGCUCAGGCUCGUCUGCUCAGUCCGCCGAACCCAUGACGUCGGCUAGCAUCAACCCCAAUCCGAGCCAGCUCCACCGCCACUGCUCAAUCCCCGCUGCUUCCCCGGCCGGCCGCCAUCAUCACCAUCAGCACCAUCACCAAAGCCCUGCACAACACAAGCCAUUCACCCAGAAAAUCAACCUCAAGGACCUCGACUCACUCGACUUCUUGGGUCUUCAUCCCCAGUCGCAAAACAGUCGUCCUAGCAACAUCCCCUCAUCCGCUCUCAGAGCACAAGCCCGGCCAACUCCCGAAGCCGCCAAUUCCUCAUUCCAUCCAACACAUUCCCGAGAUAUCUCAAGCUCAGCACCGGACCCAUAUCUUACCUUUGAACGCGCCUGGGGACAGAGUCUGGACGGGAUCGUCGAUGGGAUCGCCGAUCGGCAGCCCGAUCACAGAAGAUAUUCCAACAGGAAAUCCAACACGGAGCCCAUCUCGCUGAACAGCAAGCCCCCCAGCGUACACCGAUCGGCCACCGUGCGCAGUGCCGAUUCCGACUACCGCUCCUCGAGCAGCAGCUUUGAGCAUUCCACAAGACGGCCUCGUUCGGCCGGAGGCAAUCGACACGCCGACUGGCUCCCCUCGCCCAACUGCACCACCAGUCCCCAACGGCUCUCGUCUCGCUCAGUACAAGAGCCCCGCUCGAGCUUGGAUGAUGAUCUGCUCUAUCUGCCUUCUUCGGCCUACUCUUCCCAAAAUCGACGCAUGUCUACUGGCAACAAUGAGUCCUUCUACCACCAGCCUACUACCCAUCACGCUCAUCAGCAGCCUCGUCUGUAUCGCCAUGCGAGCAAUACGGGCAUCACGGGCUCAUCCAUUCGUGGCACUCACGGGGUUGGUGUGAGAGGAGCCAGUACUCAUAGUCAAACCAGUUCACCGACUAGUUCGUCGACCGACUGUCCCGCUUCCAGCCAUCCAAUGGCCCCCAACUCUCGACGAAGUAGGGCGUCUACCUUGAUGCCCGACUAUCCUCCGCUCGAGAAUAAGCAUGAUCCUCAGACUCAGACCCAGACUCAGAGUCAUGGCUUGAGUAGAGAGUUUAGAGAGGUCAUCAUCCGCUUCGAACGCGAGAGAGACGGCAGCACUCGGCUCAGUAAGGAGAUCAAAAGUCGCACUAUCGAUCUCGAUGGCACCGUCCAUGAUCGCUAUCGUAGACAGAGGGCCGCCGCCGUCAAUUGAUCUCUUCUUCUUCUUUCCCCUCCUUGUCUGAGCUUGUUGACCAUUCGGCCCUCAUCGGCUUCUUUUCUUUAAUCACUCUCUCGCCCUUUGUUCUCUUAUCGACACACAUCGUUUUAAUUUCCUUAUUUAUUUUAUUUUUUUAAUUAUUCCUUUGUACUUUUAACUUUUUUUUUUUUUCUUUCUUUCUUUUUUUUGCAUACAUGCUUAUUAUAUACAUGACUGAUUACUCAUAUACAGAUCCGAUCCUUCUUUUUUUCUUUAUCUAUCUCUUGUUGGCUCUUUCUUCUUCUCAUCAGAGCUUUAUUUAUUGUGUGGUGAAUUCAAGCAAUCCAUACACUUAUUUUUAUCUUGAUCGAUCAUCGA
This is a messenger RNA of Puccinia graminis f. sp. tritici CRL 75-36-700-3, 2446 nucleotides long. RefSeq lists its product as uncharacterized. NCBI's taxonomy places the organism in Eukaryota, Fungi, Basidiomycota, Pucciniomycetes, Pucciniales, Pucciniaceae. The transcript is spliced from 4 exons. Gene Ontology annotation, molecular function: protein folding chaperone; protein-folding chaperone binding. Gene Ontology annotation, cellular component: nucleus; cytoplasm. Bases 401 to 2083 code for a protein of 560 amino acids. The record is from RefSeq and is a predicted model, not a curated record.